GUGAACUUUUUGACCUUUGGGUAGUUUAUUCAUUGUCUGCAAAUGCUUGAUUUGAAAACAAAGAGUUGAUAAAAUACUACUCCCAACAACAACCCACUCCUGGAUUCUGAUAAUUCAUCAUCCAUCAGUUCGCUAUCAAAAUCCUUUCGUGUCAUAAUUUCGUUGGUCCCAAAACCAAUCAACCCAUCCAUUCACAGACUCCACACCCAUGGAAGCUACUGCUGCAUCUGGGAUGCCAAUAGUUAACUUUCUUUCAACUUCCCCAAUCCUAAGACUAACUGUCCCAAGAAACUUAUCACCACCAUGCCUUUCAAAAAGACCAAACAUGCUCGCUCGUUUUGCUCUUAAUCCCAUCUCAAGAAUAAAUGUCCUUUCUUUCCUCACUCAUUGCUCGACCAAGCCGGACACCAACUCAAGCAAUCAGACAGACCAAAAUCAGAACUUUCAACAUAAUUCAAAUACCAGUAGUAACAUGUCACCUACCAUUUCAAAUGAAACACAAAUGCUUUCCUCUUCUUUGUCAUCAUCGGUACCACCUUCCUCUAGAGGAUUGGUGCUCGAUCUUGGUCCCAAAAAUUCAUGGGACAGUGCAGAAAUUGGUUCGCCAGUAGUUAAAAGAUUCCUCAGUGAUGACGAAGAGAGAUGGUAUAUGUGGUACCGUGGGAACGCGAGUGAAAACCCAGAUUCUGAUUCAAUUGGUUUAGCCAUUUCAAGCAAUGGAAUUCACUGGGAGAGAGGUAAAGGACCGGUGAAAUCAAGUGAUGACGUGGGUUUGGUUUUGAAUUGCAGUAAAGAUUGGUGGGCUUUUGAUACUUUAAGCAUUAGGCCUAGUGAGGUGGUGAUCAUGUCCAGUCCUAAGGUGAGAGCCUCGAGUGCUGUUUACUGGCUCUAUUACACCGGUUUUAGUCCUGAGAAAGUGAAUUUCGUAGAUAAUGAUUCUUUGGAUUUUAAUUUAGAAAACCCUGAAAGGUUUCAUAUUGGCAAAUUUAGAGGUGAAAAUGGUAAGAUUUUCAAGUCAUUGCCAGGUUUGGCGAUAAGCCAGGAUGGGAGGCAUUGGGCAAGAAUUGAAGGGGACCAUCAUAGUGGAGCAUUGUUUGAUGUGGGGUCUGAAAAAGAUUGGGAUUCACUAUUCAUUGCUUCCCCACAAGUUGUUUAUCAUGGAAAUGGUGAUGUAAGGAUGUACUAUCAUUCAUUUGAUUUGGAAAAUGGUGAAUUUGCUAUCGGGAUUGCAAGGUCUAGAGAUGGAAUGAGGUGGGUGAAGUUGGGGAAGAUAAUGGGAGGAGGAAAAAGAGGUGGGUUUGAUGAAUUUGGGGUAAAAAAUGCUUGUGUUGUGAAGAACAAAAAAGAUGGGAAGUAUGUGAUGACAUAUGAAGGUGUUGCUGAUGAUGGGAAGAGGAGUAUUGGAUUGGCAGUGUCAACAGACGGAUUGAAGGAUUGGAGGAGACUUGAAGAUGAGUCAGUGCUUAAGGCUGAAUCUGAAAAUGGAUGGGAUAAUGAAGGAGUGGGGUCACCUUGUUUGGUGCAAAUGGAUGGAAAUAGUGAUGAAUGGAGAUUGUAUUACAAAGGUAUCGGAAAAGGAGGAAGAACUGGGAUUGGUUUGGCAAUAUCUCAAGGAAGUGAUAUUAGAAGGUUUCGAAGAUGGACAGGAUUCCGUUUAUAGGUAAUUUCUUAGCAUAUCUCAUAUUCUUUUCCUGUUAUAUAGUCUAAUCUGGUUAUCUUUUCCUAAAUCGGAUUAGGAUUUUAUGACUUAAGUCUAGUGGAAACAUUGACAAUAUCAUUUCGCUAGUUGUUUUUGGCUUUCAGAACAUCUACAUGAAAAUGGCAAAUUUUGCUAGCUCUGACCUUGCAGUUUAAUUCCGACAUGUUAAGCAUCAGUUCACUUCGUAGAUCAAUACAUCAUAGUUAUAAAAGUUCUGAAUUAGUUUGCUUU
This is a messenger RNA of Mangifera indica (mango), 1930 nucleotides long. RefSeq lists its product as uncharacterized. The record is from RefSeq and is a predicted model, not a curated record. Bases 209 to 1660 code for a protein of 483 amino acids. Lineage: Eukaryota; Viridiplantae; Streptophyta; Magnoliopsida; Sapindales; Anacardiaceae. The transcript has a single exon.